Messenger RNA from Schizosaccharomyces octosporus yFS286, 2331 nucleotides. RefSeq lists its product as uncharacterized. The transcript has a single exon. The record is from RefSeq and is a predicted model, not a curated record. NCBI's taxonomy places the organism in Eukaryota, Fungi, Ascomycota, Schizosaccharomycetes, Schizosaccharomycetales, Schizosaccharomycetaceae. Bases 87 to 404 code for a protein of 105 amino acids.
AGAGAUUCAAGAGGUAGAAAAGUAAAAAGGAAACGAAAGCAAAAGAAAGGAAAUGUUAGAGAAAAGAAAAAGAAAAAGAAAAAGAAAUGUCAGGAUUUAUUUCAACUUUUAGGUUUCUUUUCUUUUCUUUUUCUUUUGUUUUUGUUUUUUUUUGUUCUUUCCUCUCCUCUCCUUUCGUAUCCUUUGCACUUUUCACUUUUCACUUUUCGCUUUCAAACUCUUUUUAUUCUUUUUUCUUUUACAAAACCAAACCAAAGCAAACCAAAAAAACUUACCAAAAAAAGGAGAAAAUUUUUUCUACCAAAAAAAGUGAAUGUGGUAAAAGUAAGAAAUCCGAAGAUGGAAAAUAUUUUUGUAAUGUAUACGGAGAAAACAGAGAAUCCUCACAAAAAAGUGGGAUGUGAGAUAAAUGGAUUAAGUUUCGUUAAAAACAGAAACAAAAAUCACAAAAGACAAUAAAAAAAAAUUAAUGAAUAAAAAGAAUACGAAAAAAUUCCAAGUACAGACAAUGGCAACACUGUUGGCUGUAAUUCUUGGAGUGACGAUGUUAUGAUGGGAUGUCGUUGUUUGAGGGAAGCAAGUUUCAUAUGUUUCGAUCGUUGCCUUUUUAUAUGACUCUGGUUGAUGUAAUAAAGAAAGAAAACGGUUGUGUAGUAUCGAACAACACUUGCAGCAGCGACCGGGAUCGGAAGAACAAAUUCGCGCAGCGUAGCAGUGUAACAAUGUAAGAAUGGAGUUUUUUUUUUUUUUUUUUUCACGAUCCCUUUUUCGCGGGUCUUUGUUUUGAAAGGAAACUACAAAGACGAAUACUAGUUGAAAGAGUUGAAAAAAGACUUGAAGAAAAAAGAAGAAUUAUUUGAUUGGAUUUUGUUUGAUUUAUUUUAUUUUAUUUUUUACAAUGGAUUUCAUUUGAAUUGAAUCAAAUUGAAUCAAAUUGAAUUAAGAUGUGUCUGGUUUGGUUUUCUUUGUUUAUUGCGACGGCGGCUGAAUGACAGGGGAAAAAGAUGAAAACGACGCCAAAAGACAAAUGACACUGUUUCAAGGGGGAAGGAAAGUGAGAAAAUGAGAAUGAAAAAGAAAAUAAAAAACGUGAAUUAUUUAUAAAAAAAGAAAAGAAAAGAAAUCCUCAACAAAACGAGAAAACUACAAAAAAAAAAAAGAAUCGACGAAUUUUUUAAAAUCGCAAAUUCAACCAAAGUAACAACAAACAACAACAACACCGGAAAAACAUGACGCAAGGGUGAAAAGGAUCAAUUCUUGCGGGACCGGAUCUAAAAGCCAGUCAAAAAGAAUGAUAAAAAGUGAUGAAAUUUAUCAAGGGAUAAACGUAAGAUAGAAAACGAUGAUUGGUAAAUGAGUCGGAAGAAUGUAUCGGGAUAAAAGAAACCAACCAAUCAAAAAGAAAAAGAUCAAGUGGGACAAAGACAGAGUUUAUCAAUGACAAAUGACGAACAAGAAAGAAAGAAAACGUGGGUGUGAGAUUCGAGACAAGAGACGGAGACGAAAAGUGGAGUGUGGGUUGAACAAAGAAAGGGACGGGACGUAGGGAAGGAGAGAGAUGAAAAUGACUAAAGAAAUAAGAAGAAAUGAAAAAAAUAAUGAUGAAGAUGAUGAAGAAAAAAAAAGCGUUUCAACCACAUUCUUUUAUUUACCGAGGUUUUCCUUCAUGUGAUUCCCUCGUGAAACCAAGUUACCAAUCAUUUGUGUCAAAUGAAUGUUUUCUCCGCAUUCCUUCUCCAAUGACAAGUUCAGCAACUUUAAGGUAUUUAGGAACCGAGGUGGUUGUUUUCAGCAUGGUAAAGUAUAGGCCUGAUGAAGAGAACGAAGCAGGAAAACAGCUCUGUGAGCCUUGGAGUUGUGCUGGUUGAAAGUUGGGAAAGUUGGGUCGCUAGCUUGCGUCGCUCUUUACAACUAAAGUUGAAAUUGAAAUGAAACUUUUAUGAAAUUCGUCUCUCUCUCUCUCUCUCUCUCUCGUCUUUGCCGACUCUCUCCAUUCUCCUACCAACCUAGGUGAAACAAGACCCCCACAGCAAAUAUCAAAGUCCUUUGUGGGGACAUUUCGAAAAACAAGUCAAUCCAACUUGCAAGUUUUUGUACCCCCAUUUUGUACCCCCAUUAGGACCUGUUCCCACAGAACCAUGCCCCCACAAAGGACUAUGGGGGCACGCUUCCUACUAUAGAUAUAUGUUCCAAUGGGGGUUGAUAUGCAUUUGUUUGUUAGUUUUUAUAAAAUUAUUUUAAAAUCAGAAUUAAUAUGAAAAUAAAAAUAAAAAAAAAAUAAAAAAAAAUAAAAUAAUCUAGUCCAUUCCUCUCUUGCUUGUUGCUUUUCUU